This is a messenger RNA of Vigna umbellata (rice bean), 3976 nucleotides long. RefSeq names its product ARM repeat superfamily protein. Gene Ontology annotation, biological process: protein import into nucleus. The record is from RefSeq and is a predicted model, not a curated record. Gene Ontology annotation, molecular function: small GTPase binding. NCBI's taxonomy places the organism in Eukaryota, Viridiplantae, Streptophyta, Magnoliopsida, Fabales, Fabaceae.
AGUAGUAUAUAUAAAAGGACACACAAACUCACACACCCCGAGGGAGAAGAGAGUGGCGACGCAAUUCUCUCAUCAUCAAUCAAAAACCCUAACCUCGCGUGCUCUGUCGCCCCUUAUCAUCUUCAUUUUUUUCUCCUAGCCGCCAUGGAUCCCGGGGUGCAGCAAUCGCAGGUGGCCGCCAUCCUCGGUGCCGAUCCAACUGCUUUCGAGACGCUGAUCUCGCACCUGAUGUCUUCCUCCAACGAGCAGCGUUCCCACGCGGAGACUCUCUUCAACCUCUGCAAACAAAAUGAUCCCGAUAACCUCUCUUUGAAGCUCGCGCACCUCCUCCACUCAUCGCCUCACCACGAGGGACGUGCCAUGUCCGCAAUCCUCCUCCGGAAGCAGCUCACUCGCGAUGACUCCUACCUCUGGCCUCGCCUCUCUCCACAGACGCAGUCCUCCCUCAAAUCGCUCCUCCUCUCCUCGAUUCAAACUGAGAACUCCAAAUCAAUCUCCAAGAAACUUUGCGACACCAUAUCCGAACUUGCCUCUGGAAUUCUACCGGAUAACGAUUGGCCGGAACUUCUCCCUUUCAUGUUCCAGUGCGUGUCUUCCGAUUCCCCUAAGCUUCAGGAAUCUGCGUUCUUAAUCUUCGCCCAGCUAUCGCAGUACAUCGGCGAUUCUCUCACUCCUCACAUCAAGCACCUUCAUGAUAUCUUCCUACAGUGCCUCACCAAUCCAUCCGUUAAUCCUGAUGUCCGAAUUGCUGCGCUUAAUGCUGUUAUUAAUUUCAUUCAGUGCCUCUCCGGGUCCGCCGAUCGUGACCGGUUCCAGGACCUGCUGCCCGCAAUGAUGCGCACUUUGACUGAGGCUCUUAAUUCUGGCCAAGAGGCCACUGCUCAAGAGGCGCUCGAGCUUCUCAUCGAGCUCGCGGGCACUGAGCCAAGGUUUUUGCGGCGGCAGCUUGUGGAUGUCGUUGGCGCCAUGUUGCAGAUUGCCGAGGCCGAGUCCUUAGAGGAGGGAACUCGGCAUUUGGCGAUUGAGUUUGUGAUCACUCUCGCCGAGGCAAGGGAGCGUGCCCCUGGAAUGAUGAGGAAGUUGCCGCAGUUUAUUAGUAGGUUGUUUGCAAUACUCAUGAAGAUGCUUCUUGAUAUCGAGGACGAUCCUGCGUGGCACAGUGCCGAGACAGAGGAUGAGGAUGCUGGUGAAACCAGUAAUUACAGUGUGGGGCAAGAGUGCUUGGAUAGGCUCUCUAUAUCGUUGGGUGGAAAUACCAUUGUUCCGGUUGCUUCUGAACAGUUGCCCGCUUACUUAGCCGCUCCGGAAUGGCAAAAACGCCAUGCUGCACUUAUAGCACUUGCUCAGAUAGCUGAAGGCUGCUCGAAGGUCAUGAUAAAAAAUUUGGAACAAGUGGUGGCCAUGGUAUUAAACUCCUUUCCUGACCAACACCCCCGUGUAAGGUGGGCAGCCAUUAAUGCCAUUGGGCAACUAUCUACUGAUUUGGGUCCGGAUUUGCAAGUUAAAUAUCACCAAGGAGUGUUGCCAGCAUUAGCUGGAGCAAUGGAUGAUUUUCAGAAUCCUCGUGUACAGGCACAUGCUGCUUCUGCAGUUCUCAACUUCAGUGAGAACUGCACACCUGAUAUUUUAACGCCAUAUUUAGAUGGAAUUGUCAGCAAACUGCUUGUACUUCUUCAGAACGGUAAGCAGAUGGUUCAAGAAGGUGCCUUAACUGCUUUGGCAUCAGUUGCUGAUUCUUCUCAGGAACACUUCCAAAAAUAUUACGAUGCUGUAAUGCCUUAUCUCAAGGCUAUAUUGAUUAAUGCGACUGACAAAUCUAACCGGAUGCUUCGUGCUAAGUCCAUGGAGUGUAUCAGUUUGGUUGGAAUGGCUGUUGGGAAGGAGAAGUUUAGGGCAGAUGCUAAGCAGGUUAUGGAAGUUCUCAUGUCCCUUCAAGUAUCUCAACUGGAGACUGAUGAUCCAACAACAAGUUACAUGCUACAGGCAUGGGCUAGACUCUGCAAAUGUCUAGGACAAGAUUUUCUUCCUUACAUGGAGUUUGUUAUGCCUCCAUUGCUUAAAUCUGCUUCACUUAAGCCCGAUGUAACCAUUACAUCAGCUGAUUCAGACAAUGAUAUUGAUGAUUCUGACGAUGAAAGUAUGGAAACUAUUACUCUUGGGGACAAGCGAAUUGGGAUCAAGACUAGUGUUUUAGAGGAGAAAGCUACAGCGUGUAACAUGCUUUGUUGCUAUGCUGAUGAGCUGAAGGAAGGAUUCUUUCCAUGGAUUGAUCAGGUCGCUGGAAUUUUAGUUCCACUCCUUAAAUUUUAUUUCCAUGAGGAGGUCAGGAAGGCAGCUGUUUCAGCAAUGCCGGAGCUAUUGCGAUCUGCAAAGUUAGCUAUAGAGAAGGGGCAAUCUCAAGGUCGAGAUUUAUCCUAUUUGAAAUUUUUGACUGAUAGUGUAAUCCCUGCUCUGGUGGAAGCAUUGCACAAGGAACCUGACACGGAGAUUUGUGCAAGCAUGUUGGAUUCAUUAAAUGAAUGCUUACAGAUCUCUGGGAUGCUUUUGGACGAAAGCCAGGUCAAAUCUGUUGUUGACGAGAUUAAGCAGGUGAUCACAGCUAGUUCAAGCAGAAAACGGGAGAGGGCUGAGAGGACCCAAGCUGAAGAUUUUGAUGCCGAAGAGGGAGAACUUAUUAAAGAGGAAAAUGAACAAGAGGAAGAAGUUUUUGACCAAGUGGGUGAGAUAUUGGGAACUUUGAUCAAAACCUUCAAAGCCUCCUUCUUACCUUUCUUUGAUGAACUGUCGUCAUAUUUGACACCUAUGUGGGGAAGGGACAAGACUCCUGAAGAGAGAAGGAUUGCAAUUUGUAUUUUUGAUGAUGUUGCAGAGCAGUGUCGUGAAGCUGCUAUCAAGUAUUAUGAUACAUAUCUCCCAUUCCUGUUGGAAGCCUGCAAUGAUGAGACUCCUGAUGUCAGACAGGCUGCUGUCUAUGGCCUUGGUGUUUGUGCAGAGUUUGGUGGAUCUGUGUUCAAACCACUGGUUGGAGAGGCUCUUUCGAGGUUAAAUACUGUGAUCCAGCAUCCUAAUGCUCUUCAUGCAGAUAAUGUAAUGGCAUAUGACAAUGCUGUAUCUGCUCUGGGAAAAAUUUGCCAAUUUCAUCGGGACAGUAUUGAUUCUGCCCAGGUAGUCCCCGCAUGGCUAAACUGUUUGCCAAUAAAAGGUGAUUUGAUUGAGGCCAAAGUUGUUCACGAUCAACUUUGUUUAAUGGCGGAGAGGUCGGACAGGGAGCUGCUGGGCCCAAACAAUCAAUACCUUCCAAAAAUAGUUGGAGUGUUCGCGGAGGUUUUAUGUGCUGGUAAGGACCUUGCGACAGAACAAACAGCUGGCCGUAUGGUUAAUUUACUGAGACAGCUCCAGCAAACUUUACCACCCUCUACUUUUGCUUCUACAUGGUCAUCUUUGCAGCCACAGCAACAGAUUGCAUUGCAAUCCAUCCUUUCUUCAUAGUUUUCACUGCCUUUACAAUCCAUCAUUUCUUCAUAGCAUCCUGGCUUGGCAUUUGGUGUAUUGCUCUUCUUGGGAACAAGCUUUUUCCAGUUUGGUGGUCUCUAUUUGUUACUCAUUCUUUUUGCCAUAAGAUGGUUUCCAUCAUUCAUUCUUGCAUGGUGUUUUAUAGCAGCAACAUGGUGGCUUCAGUUUUGAGAAUGCAGAGUCAAUUGUGAUUGGAAAGGGAACUUCCUGUAGAAUGUGUAUAUUAUGAGUGUUAAUAGUCCGAUUGAGUCCAAAAGAGCAUGUUAGGCAAUUGUGGUGUGGGAGCUUCUCGUUCUAUUCCUCUUAUUGUUUUUUCUUACCAUAUCGCGUGAGAAUAUAGGGUUGUCUUUGGGGCAAUUCUUGCAGUUUUGGCCUAUUAUUGUAUUUGUUUUAUUUCAAUAUCAGACAGUAUUAAGUGUACCAUAUGAAAUUUUAAUGCUAUUUAUCCAUUAAGGUUGCAAAA